GGCUUUUACAUCAUUAGCAAAGAUAGCUGUCAGAACUUUGAAUAAAUGGAAUUACUCAGACCAAGUGCUGCAAACUUAUACCCCCUAACCAUAUUAGGGUUCUUGGAAAGAGCAGCAACCGUGUAUGCUGAUAGUCCUUCAAUUGUGUACAACACCAACUUGUACACGUGGUCACAGACUUACCGUAGAUGCCUCCAGGUGGCAUCGUCCCUAUCAUCCAUCGGCAUCCGAAGGCACGACGUGGUGUCUGUGGUGGCCCCCAACAUCCCCGCCAUGUACGAACUCCACUUUGCCGUGCCCAUGUGCGGUGCCAUACUUAACAACAUCAACACCCGCCUCGAUGCCCGCACCAUCUCCGCACUUCUCCGCCAUAGUGAAUCGAAGCUCGUCUUCGUCGACCAGGAAUCAUCUUCUCUCAUCCAUGAAGCAAUCUCUUUUUUCCCACCUAAUUCCCACCUCCCACUUCUCAUCCUCAUUGAGGACGGAGAGGUCUCACUGCCUCCAUUAUCAAACACUGCUAUGUUCGUCACCACUUAUUCUCACAUGGUGGAUAAUGGUGAUCCAGACUUCAAAUGGAUCCACCCGGAGAGCGAGUGGGACCCCAUGAUUCUAAACUACACGUCCGGGACAACCUCUUCUCCAAAGGGUGUGGUCCACUCCUAUAGAGGAAUUUUCAUCAUCACCGUAGUUUCUCUAAUCAAUUGGUCAAUCCCAGCUCAAUCUGUUUACCUGUGGACCCUACCGAUGUUUCAUGUUAAUGGUUGGAGCUUCACAUGGGGGAUGGCAGCUGUCGGUGGGACCAACAUCUGCCUUCGUAAAUUCGAUGUGUCGACAACCUACGGCUUGAUCAAACGACACUGUGUCACACACAUGUGUGGAGCACCUGUCGUCCUCAACAUGCUAUCAAACUCUCCCAAAGUCGAGACCCUCACAAACCCAGUACACUUCCUUACCGCCGGAGCACCACCGCCGGCCAUUGUGAUUUACCGAUCUGAGUUGCUAGGUUUCAUAGUAAGCCAUGGCUAUGGACUAACCGAAACGGCUGGCAUCAUCCUUUGUGCAUGGAAAAAACAUUGGAAUUCGUUACCAGGAGCAGAUAGGGCUAAGCUCAAAGAAAGACAAGGCGUGAAAACCAUAGGACUAGUCGAAGUAGAUGUCUUGGAUCCUCGUACCGGGGAGAGUGUGAAUUGGGACGGGACUUCCCUUGGAGAAAUUGUGUUGAGAGGUGGAAGUGUAAUGCUAGGUUAUCUCAAGGACCCAGAGGCCACUUCCAAAUGCAUGAGAGAGGACGACUGGUUCUACACAGGAGACGUAGGAGUGAUACAUCCAGAUUCAUAUUUGGAGAUUAAAGAUCGGUCCAAGGACGUGAUUAUCAGUGGUGGUGAGAAUAUCUGUAGUGCAGAGGUUGAGUCAGUGUUGUAUACGAAUCCGGCAGUUAACGAAGCGGCCGUGGUGGCUCAACCGGAUGAGUUUUGGGGAGAGACGCCUUGUGUGUUUUUGAGUUUGAAGACUGACUUGGUUGAGAAACCUAGUGAGAGGGAAAUAAUAGAUUUCUGCAGGAUUAGGUUGCCGCACUAUAUGGCGCCCAAGAAGGUGGUGUUCAGGGAUGAGCUUCCCAAGACUUCAACUGGGAAAGUUGAAAAGUUUCUUCUAAGAGAAAUUGCCAAGGCCAUCAUCUGAAUUGGCUCGCUUUUACUGGGAGAAAUGCCCAAGAUUUGGAAAACAAUAUGCUUUGGCUAUAGUGUUUGUGUGACUGUAUUUGGCCUGCUUCUCUGUUUGCUAUGUUGUACAGUUGUACUGUUGCUUGCAGGUGAUGUGUACGAUGUUGAAAUGA
Molecule: messenger RNA, 1834 nt
Organism: Juglans microcarpa x Juglans regia
Lineage: Eukaryota; Viridiplantae; Streptophyta; Magnoliopsida; Fagales; Juglandaceae
Product: probable acyl-activating enzyme 5, peroxisomal
Source: RefSeq, a predicted model, not a curated record